Syzygium oleosum is the source of this 2141-nucleotide messenger RNA. Its product is annotated as cytokinin dehydrogenase 5. The record is from RefSeq and is a predicted model, not a curated record. Gene Ontology annotation, biological process: cytokinin metabolic process. The coding region runs from base 267 to 1886 and encodes 539 amino acids. Gene Ontology annotation, molecular function: FAD binding; cytokinin dehydrogenase activity. The transcript has 5 exons. NCBI's taxonomy places the organism in Eukaryota, Viridiplantae, Streptophyta, Magnoliopsida, Myrtales, Myrtaceae.
AGCGAGAGACAAAGACUCUCUCUCUCUCUCUGUAAUAUUCGAUCUUCUCCUUUUCUUGGUAUCUGAUUGUCGAAGGAGAAGCAAGUGCAGCGGCAAGCGAGAGAGUUUCCCUUGCUGGGUAUAGAGAGAAUCGGUGCAUGUUGCAUAGCAGAUCUCUUGAAAACAGCUAGGCUUACGUUUCCAAACUCUAAUCCUUUCAAAAACCUUUCGUGAUUUCGGGUGAUAUCCUAGUCCAGCUUUUGCUUGGAGGGAAAUCCCGGAAAAAAAUGGCGCCCAGGUUCCUUUUGGCCUUGGCGAUAUGCAAGCUGAUCGUCACUGUUGGAUUGAACGUCGAGCCGGCGGAGCUCCUCCAGCUCGGCGUCGGCGGGGGGCUGCUCAGCAUGGACCGGCCCGACGUGGAGUCCGCCUCCCUCGACUUCGGCAUGAUGAGCCGGGUCGAGCCGCUGGCGGUGUACCACCCGAGCUCCGCGGACGACGUGGCCCAGCUCGUCAGGGCUGCGUACUGCUCGGGGCGCGGGUUCGCCGUCUCGGCGAGGGGCCACGGGCACUCGAUCAACGGGCAGGCCCAGGCCGCCGGGGGCGUGGUCAUAAAGAUGAGCAGCGCGGGGCCGGCGGCGGCCGAGGGCUGGCCCGCCCCGCGCGUGGCGGCGGAGGAGAGGUACGUGGACGUGUGGGGCGGGGAGCUGUGGAUAGAUGUGCUGAGGAGCACGUUGGAGCGUGGGCUGGCGCCGAAGUCGUGGACCGACUACUUAUAUCUGUCCGUGGGUGGGACGCUGUCCAACGGUGGAAUUAGCGGGCAAGCCUUCAAUCACGGACCUCAGAUCAGCAAUGUGUAUGAGCUCGACGUCGUCACAGGCAAAGGUGAUAUCGUGACCUGCUCGGAGGAAAAGAACUCGCAACUGUUCCAUGCUGUUCUCGGCGGGCUUGGCCAGUUCGGGAUCAUCACGAGGGCCAGAAUCGCUCUUGAGCCAGCUCCUCAAAGGGUGAGGUGGAUUCGUGUACUGUACUCGAAUUUUUCGUCCUUUACCAGGGACCAAGAAUAUCUCACAUCACUGCAUGGAGAGCCAGCUAGCAAGAAAUUCGACUAUGUGGAGGGCUUUGUCAUUGUGGAUGAAGGCCUCAUCAACAAUUGGAGGUCUUCUUUCUUCUCCCCUCGCAAUCCCGUCAAGAUCUCCUCCCUUGGCACCGAUGGAAGCGUUUUGUACUGCUUGGAAGUCACCAAGAACUACGACGAAUCAAAUGCCGACACGGUGGAUCAGGAAGUGGAAGAUCUGUUGAAAGAUCUCGACUUUAUACAAACAUCGGUGUUCACCACCGAUAUACCCUACGUGGAUUUCCUGGACCGGGUCCACAAGGCCGAGUCGAAGCUCCGGUCCAAGAACCUGUGGGACGUUCCUCACCCGUGGCUCAACCUAUUCGUCCCCAGAUCGAGGAUUGCCGACUUCGAUCGAGGCGUGUUCAAGGGCAUCUUGGGGAACAAGACGAGCGGGCCCAUCCUCAUCUACCCCAUGAAUAAGAACAAGUGGGACCAGAGGAGCUCCGCGGUGACGCCGGACGAGGACGUGUUCUACCUAGUGGCCUUGCUCCGGUCGGCGACCGUCAGCGGCGGCGGCGGCGGCGGCGGCGACGCGAGCCGGAGGCUGGAGCACCUGGUCGACCAGAACCGCCGGAUCCUGAAGUUCUGCCGCGACGAGGCGAUCGAUGUGAAGCAGUACCUGCCCCACCACGCCACGCGUGAGGAGUGGGCGGACCACUUCGGGGACGAGAGGUGGGCCCGGUUCCACCGGAACAAGAUGGAGUUCGACCCGAAGCGGAUCCUGUCCACGGGUCAACGCAUCUUCAAGCCCGACUUCGGUUCUUAUCCGAACACGGCCUUGUCGUUGUGAUUUUUGGCUUACUACUCCCGCUGCUGCACAUAGGGUGUACGUGUAUUGAAUUUAGGGAAGAUUCCUGUACAAAUUAGGUAAUAUUUUUAUUCCCUUCAAUUAUUAACCUUUUUUUAAUGUUCGUCUCUUCAAUUAUUAUAUCUUGAUGAUGAUUAGAGAGAAGGAGAAGGCGUAUGACCUAAGGUUAUAUCGUAAUUAAUGUGUUCGACGUGAUAUUACCAGAAAGAAAAUAGAGAAUGCAUAUUCGUGAUUCUA